CGGAAGUGAGAGUGGGAUCUUAUCCGCCAUUCUGGGAACUGAGGAGAGCGAGCAAGCGAGAGAGAGAGAGUGGGGAGAGGGGGAGAUUUUAUCUGGCAACAGAAACAGGCUCGGAGUGUGUGAGUGAGUGAGCGAGUGAGUGAGAGAGUGUGAGCGUGAGUGAAUGAGAGCGGGUGUGAAAGACACGUUUCCCCCCCACCUGGACUGAGAUCGGCGUAAAAAGGAACACUACUGUUAAAAAGAGAAGAAAUUAUAGCCAUAAAACUGGAAAGCAAGUAAGAGUUGUGGGGGGAAGAGGGGGGAAACCUUUUUAAAACGGACAGCCUGAUUAACUCAAGAGAGUGAGGCAGGGGCGACGGCGGACAUCAAGAGCAGCGGCCAUCUGAUCCGGUUCCUGAAGAAUGUCUGCCACCAGUGUCGAUCAGAGACCUAAAGGACAAGGAAAUAAAGUGCAAAAUGGUUCAAUGCAUCAAAAGGAUGCAGUAAAUGAAGAUGAUUUUGAGCCUUACUUAAGCAACCAGACAAAUCAGAGUAGCAGCUAUCCACCAAUGUCGGACCCCUACAUGCCUAGCUAUUAUGCGCCGUCAUUUGGAUUACCAUACUCCUUAGGUGAAGCUGCCUGGUCUACAGCAGGAGAUCCUCCCAUGCCCUACUUAACUACCUAUGGACAGAUGAGCAAUGGUGAACACCACUUUAUCCCAGAUGGUGUUUUUAGUCAGCCUGGUGCUUUAGGAAAUACACCUCCUUUCCUCAGCCAACAUGGAUUCAACUUUUUUCCUGGCAAUGCAGACUUUUCCACCUGGGGGACCAGUGGCUCUCAGGGACAGUCAACACAGAGCUCUGCUUAUAGUAACAGUUAUGGAUACCCACCUAGUUCCUUAGGCCGUGCUAUUACAGAUGGACAAGCUGGAUUUGGUAGUGACACUCAGCUUAGCAAGGUUCCAGGGCUUAGCAGUAUUGAGCAAGGCAUGGCAGGUCUGAAACUGGGUGCAGAUAUGGCAGUAGCUGUAACUAAAACUGUGGGUUCUGCUUUAGGAGCUGCAGCAGGAAUGAGCAGCAUGGCAGCUAACAGUAUGCCACCAGUUAGCUCGUCUGCUCCUAAGUCCACUUCUUGGGCAGCAAUUGCUCGGAAGCCAGCAAAGCCUCAACCCAAACUUAAGCCUAAAGCAAAUAUGACAAUGGGUGGUGCCACCAUUCCUCCACCUCCAAUAAAGCACAAUAUGAACAUCGGUACCUGGGAUGAUAAGGGGCCCAUGGCAAAAUCCCCACUAGCACAACAAGUGUUAACUGCUCAGCCACUUGUCCAACAACAGCUCCUAGCACAGCCACAAGCCUUGAUCCAGAACCAGCUGCCCCCUCAGCAACAACAGCAUAUGCAGUCCACACAGCCUCCUCCGCAGUUGCCCCAUGGAUCCCCAUUACAGCACCAGCAUCAGACAGUUCAGCCUCAGCAGCAGCAAGUGCUUUCACAGCAACAGCCCCCUUCUCAACAGCAGCCACCACCACCACAAAACCGAUGGAUAGCACCUCGAAACAGAGGUGUUGGGUUCAAUCAGAGCAGUGGUGCUGAGAACUUUGCCUUGGGUGUGGGCGUGGCUGUGAGUGCUGCUACUGCAUCUCUUGAGGUACACCCUGUGCUAGAAAAACUUAAGGCCCUCAACAACUACAAUCCCAAAGACUUUGACUGGAACCUGAAGAAUGGUCGCGUGUUCAUCAUCAAAAGCUACUCUGAAGAUGAUAUACACCGCUCAAUCAAGUACUCUAUUUGGUGUAGUACUGAGCAUGGCAACAAACGACUGGAUGCAGCAUUCCGCUCACUUGGUGCCAAGGGUCCUCUAUACUUGCUCUUCAGCGUUAAUGGAAGUGGACAUUUUUGUGGUGUAGCAGAGAUGAAGUCUAUAGUUGACUAUAAUGCUUAUGCUGGUGUAUGGUCUCAGGAUAAAUGGAAGGGGAAAUUUGAAGUUAAAUGGAUCUUUGUUAAAGAUGUUCCCAACAACCAGCUACGACAUAUUCGGUUGGAAAACAAUGACAACAAACCGGUUACCAACUCCAGGGACACUCAAGAAGUGCCCCUGGAAAAGGCUAAGCAAGUCCUUAAAAUCAUAGCGACUUUCAAGCAUACCACCUCAAUCUUUGAUGACUUUGCACAUUAUGAAAAGCGACAGGAGGAAGAGGAUGCCAUCCGUCGGGAGAGGAAUAGAAACAAACAGUAACCUUGCAGAGAUGUCACUACUAGAGCUGCAACACUAAUGAUGUAGACCCUUAAUUGCCUAAUUUCAGAAAGAUGGGGAGCUAUGAGAAGUUUUCUGAGGAAAACUUUGCCUCCAGAGAUUUAACACAAGUGGAUGCUGUAAAGGUUCUUGGUGCAUCUGACCUUAUACUCCUUUCUCAAAAAUAAAACACACUUGAACUGUUUCUUUAAGCACUUUCGGUCCUUCUAAAGCUACAACCAAUUUCUGCUGUCCUCCAUAGUGCAUCCAAUUAAAGACCCAGGAGAUGCGAGCAAUUGUGGGGAUUCUUUUAACCUUCUUUGGAUUUGUUUGUUUGUUACUAACAAAUUAACCAGUGUCGUGGGUUCCGAUAAUGUGAGGUAUCACAAUGCUUCAGACUAUCUUCUUGGUGUUGUAGGACUUCUUUUUUUUAACUUAAUCAGUUAUAGCGCCUUUCAGAAGGUAAACUAUAAGAGAAAAAUAUAUACAGAUUAUGUCAUAUUUAAACCUAAAUAAAAAGCCCGAAUGUAACAGUGAAAUCAUGAAGGUUGAAAUGUUGACUUUUCUUAAGAAAAAAAAAACAAAAAAAGAAGAAAAAUGAAAGCAUCAUAUAAAUAUUCUAGACUGAUUUUUUCCCUUGUUUCAGACUAUGUUUUGUGUACUAAAGAGAAUAUUAUUAUGCAGUUUGGUGAAUGUCACCAGUUAAUGCACAUAUUUGUUUUUCCUGUAAUAAUGUAAUACGAAAGUGCAUUUGUCUAAGGAGAAAUUUGUUUAAUUCUACUAGUUAUCCUGAAUUUUGAAUUAAAAUGUACCUCAAUCUCCACCAGACUUUUUACAACCUCUAUAACUACAUUUACAAUGUAACUUACCUGUCUGUGGGUGUUUGCCUAUAGACAGAUUAUUAUCAAGGAAGUGACAACUUUCUCCUCUAGGUGAUUCAUUAGCUAAAUAAACAUAAUACUUGUUUAGCGAGCAUAAAA
Polypterus senegalus (gray bichir) is the source of this 3190-nucleotide messenger RNA. RefSeq names its product YTH N(6)-methyladenosine RNA binding protein 3 (gene ythdf3). Gene Ontology annotation, biological process: mRNA destabilization. Gene Ontology annotation, cellular component: cytoplasm. Bases 402 to 2213 code for a protein of 603 amino acids. The transcript is spliced from 5 exons. Gene Ontology annotation, molecular function: N6-methyladenosine-containing RNA reader activity; mRNA binding. Lineage: Eukaryota; Metazoa; Chordata; Cladistia; Polypteriformes; Polypteridae. The record is from RefSeq and is a predicted model, not a curated record.